AUGGCAAAUACACUUCGAAAUAGCAGCUCCGCCGCAGCUCGGUCGCAGCCCAGCAGGCUCCAGCGGCGGAGACCAGCGUCCUUGCAGAUCAGUCCAGCUUCUUCUUCUUCUUCUUCUUCUUCUUCCUGUUGGAAAGUUGCGAUUCCUCUCUUGUCUCCGCUUAUUACUUCGCCUACCGCGAUGGACAUGAAGUCUCGGGAGGAUCCGCAACCACCGCCGAGGAGUCAGGGAACGGAGGGGGAGAAGCCAGUGGUGUUCACGAAGUGGCAGCACCCCGCGGCUCCUUUAUGUUACGAGCCGGCUAAGUUUAAGCCCUCAUUUUCUGUGCCUGUAUAG
Messenger RNA from Populus nigra (black poplar), 336 nucleotides. RefSeq lists its product as uncharacterized. Gene Ontology annotation, cellular component: nucleus; cytoplasm. The coding region runs from base 1 to 336 and encodes 111 amino acids. The transcript has a single exon. NCBI's taxonomy places the organism in Eukaryota, Viridiplantae, Streptophyta, Magnoliopsida, Malpighiales, Salicaceae. The record is from RefSeq and is a predicted model, not a curated record.